Felis catus (domestic cat) is the source of this 2061-nucleotide messenger RNA. It is a transcript of the gene RNF135, whose product is annotated as ring finger protein 135. Gene Ontology annotation, molecular function: ubiquitin-protein transferase activity; protein binding; ribonucleoprotein complex binding. Gene Ontology annotation, cellular component: cytoplasm. The record is from RefSeq and is a predicted model, not a curated record. The coding region runs from base 276 to 1523 and encodes 415 amino acids. Gene Ontology annotation, biological process: regulation of innate immune response. NCBI's taxonomy places the organism in Eukaryota, Metazoa, Chordata, Mammalia, Carnivora, Felidae. The transcript has 5 exons.
GUCUCUAGGACAUCAGCGUUUCCUAGCGCUCGGGAGGAGCUGAUCUCCACGCGCAGGUGGCUGUGACUCAGGCCAGCUCGGCCCUAGGGCGCCGCUCGCCUGGCGGGGGAGGGCCGAGGUCCGCUCUCAGCGGGACCGAAGUCAGGAAAAAUGGGUGGACCCAGGCGGGCAGUGGAAGGUCGAGGGAGGAGCGGAAGGAGACGACGACGCGGGCGGGCGGUCCCCGACGCGGCCCCGACUUCCGCGGCCCGGCGUCUGGGGGCGGCCUGGUCACCAUGGCGGGCCUGGACCCCGGUCUGGCCAUCCCCGUGUGGCUGGCCGAGGACGACCUGGGCUGCAUCAUCUGUCAAGGGCUGCUCGCCUGGCCCGCCACGCUGCCCUGCGGCCACAGCUUCUGCCGCGACUGCCUGAAGGACCUGUGGGCCGCCGGCAGCCCCGGCCGCCGGCGCUCCUGCCCCACCUGCCGCGAGGGCGCCGCGCAGCCGCCGCAGCUGCGGAAGAACACGCUGCUGCAGGAGCUGGCCGACAAGUACAGCCGGGCGCUGCGCGAGCUGAGGGAGGCCCCCGGCGCCGCUCCCGCCCGGGGAGCCGCGCCCGAGCCCGCGCGCCCGCCCCCGCGCCGCGCCGCCCAGCUGCCGGCAGCGGCACAGAAGAGCAUCACAGAAGCUGGGCAUGAGCUGGAAGAGUUGGUGGAACAGCUUGUAGACCUUGUCAGGAGUCUUCAGAGUCAGACACACCUCCCGGAGCCUGGACCAGACAAUGAAGGGAGCACCCACAGCUUGCUCGUGACUCCCCACACACCCGAGAGAAAACUGAGAGACAUUCUGCAUGACUUAGAAGAAAUCCGGGAAAAAUUACGGGAAAACUUGACAUGGAAAGAGGCCCUUGAAGAACAACCACAGGUGGAACUCCAAGAAGGUCCAUCUUCCUCUGCAUGCCCGCUGCCUGACCACAGUCACCCUGCCCCCACGAGGACCUCCCGGUUUGCUCAGUGGGCCAUCAGUCCAACCUUUGACCUUCGGAGCCACUGCUGUAGUCUGGAGGUGUCUGAGGACUGCCGGGUGGUGACUGUAUCUCGCUGCCCGCAGACCCAUCUCUGGAGUCACGAGAGGUUUGUGACCUGCCAGGUCUUAUGUUCCCAGGCCUUUUCUUCAGGGCAGCAGUACUGGGAAGUAGACACUCAGCACUGCAACAACUGGGCAGUUGGGGUGGCCUCCUGGGGGAUGAGGCGCAACCAGACCCUGGGAAGGACCGAAGACUCCUGGUGUGUAGAGUGGAAGGGGACUGGCCAGCUCUCUGCAUGGCACAUGGUCAAGGAAACCAUCCUGGGCUCUGACAGACCUAAGGUGGUGGGCAUCUGGCUGGACCUGGAAGAGGGCAAACUUGCCUUCUAUUCGGUGGCCAAUCAGGAGACACUUCUGUACGAGUGCCCCGUCUCUGCCUCCUCCCCUCUGCACCCUGCCUUCUGGCUGUAUGGCUUAAAUCCUGGAAAUGCUCUGACUAUAAGGUCAGUAAAGGUGUAAAGGUUCCCUGGGUCUUAAAACAUGGUGAUCUCCCGGUUUCUCCCUCUGAUUUCAAGCAGCUGGCAACUUCCCAAAGAUCCCACUUCCAGAGUUAAUGGGUGAGCAGAAAAGGGCUAACUGUAGGCUUGGGACAUUGAAACUGCACAUUCCCCAGAAAGCGUUGACCCUUGACUGGCUCCUGGGAGGUAACCCCUAAGCCCUUGGGAUAUCCUUCUGAUAAGAGUGUCUGUUUACCUGAGGGCCUCGGGCCAGGAGCUAUCACCUUGACCUCUGGAGGGGCUGGAGACUCUGCCUGGGUGCCUGACCCCAGUAAAAGCCCUGGGCUCCAAGGCUGGGGUGAGCUUCCCUGGUUAGCAAUACCCUUUGUACAUUGCCACACACUGUCACUAACUGUCACUAGGAGAAUUAACCUUGUCCUUGUGACUCCGCAGGGAGAGGAUAGUUGAUCUCUUGGCUCCUGCCCUGUGUGCUGUGCCUUUUACUACUGCUGAUUUUAAUCUGUAUCCUUUCACUGUAAUAAAUUGUAACCAAGACUGCA